AGUCACAGCUGAUGGCAAGUAAAACAGUUAUGCGAAUCCACUGGUUCAACUUCACAAAAUUAAGGUAUAAUGAGUGGGAGUAUUGCAGACUGCCCAAGGCCACCUCAGUGCUGUUCAUCUGUGAAUAUUCUCCACACAAAUUCCUCCAGUUCAGCUCUGUGUAAGAAAAGAGACCUUGCUAAUAGGAGUGAAGAGGCAACAAGUAUGCAGUGCUCUCAUGUUGACUGAGCCUAACAUUCCACUGAGAAGGGCUGUUCACUGUUGGGUUUUAGCACGCUCCUACUUCAGGAUGUAUGAGCUCAUGGGAACCAAACGAAUAAGACAUUGUAUAAAGAGCUGAGGUCUGCUGUCUCAUCGUCACUUGCUACGGUUGACAAAAUGCUUUCAACAAGAUUGACAAUCAUUGCCUUCCUGGCUGCAAGUUGGUGUUGGACAUCUGAUGCUGGAGGAAAAGUGACUCAAGCGCUGUCCAUGCAGCAUGGUGUGCCGAAGUAUGCUGACAACCCAGGUCUCACCUGUGACGGAAUGGAGUGCAGCAGCCCGUCCCCGCCCUAUACUGAGAUGUUUGUGUGCAGUUUCUCUGACAAUAACUUUAUUCAGAUCACCUUCAUCUGUAAGAACACAAACGCUAAUAUGCGUACCGAGGUUAUUUGUGAAGGACCGGCUGCAGUGAUCAAGUGUGAAAAAGGAGGCCUUGCCAUUGUGAGGGCCAGUUUCGGACGUUUCGACCAGAACACCUCCACUGUAACCCCUUCAGAAAUGACCCACUCUGCAAGUUAAGACACUGAAGACAGCAUGAGAAGUUUGAGGUUUGCUUCUGACAACAGCAUCUCAGAGAGGAGCAGUGACUUCAUAAUUGGUUCCAUCGCAUUCAUCCACUGGCUUCUUCCAAACACACGUCAACAAAGAUGUGAUGGAAUGAAUUAAUAAAAGAGUGCAUCUAA
This is a messenger RNA of Epinephelus moara (kelp grouper), 944 nucleotides long. RefSeq names its product L-rhamnose-binding lectin CSL2-like. Gene Ontology annotation, molecular function: carbohydrate binding. The transcript has 11 exons. Bases 379 to 780 code for a protein of 133 amino acids. The record is from RefSeq and is a predicted model, not a curated record. NCBI's taxonomy places the organism in Eukaryota, Metazoa, Chordata, Actinopteri, Perciformes, Serranidae.